Haliotis rubra (blacklip abalone) is the source of this 3328-nucleotide messenger RNA. RefSeq lists its product as uncharacterized. The record is from RefSeq and is a predicted model, not a curated record. The coding region runs from base 116 to 1480 and encodes 454 amino acids. NCBI's taxonomy places the organism in Eukaryota, Metazoa, Mollusca, Gastropoda, Lepetellida, Haliotidae. The transcript is spliced from 3 exons.
GCGACAACAUGGAGGAAAGAGGCUGUAUUUGACUUUGUGGGGAUUUGUUGUUGUUUCUGCCAUAUCAGAUUCACAGUCCCUGAAACAGAGGGUGGUGCAGCAGGAAUCACUCGUCAUGUCUCUGGAACAGAAUAUCAUCUCUGUGACACCAGAGAGGCAAAGUGUGGAAUUACACAAACAACCAUUUCACAUGCUUGGGGCGAAAAUUGUCUGCAAUGUUUGCGGAGAAAUCUUUUCUAAUCUGGUUCUGUUUGGAAACCAUACUCACAGAGCUGGCCAGAAACGGAGCGAUAUGCCAUCACAAAGAAGUAGGCCAAAAUCAGACCAUAAGACCUUCAAUACAAUGAGUGAAGAAGAGAUGGUUGAGGCUUUCCAUAAGAUGCCAGUGUUGGAGGGAUGCUGGAUUGAAAAUGGACGCUACAUUUGCAAUAUGUGUGGUAAGAGUUGUCCAAACCCUUACAUCCUUUUCUGUCACAAGAUUACUCAUCCAGAAGACAUGACACCAUUGUCGAGAGGUAAGGUGACAGACUCUCAGCAAACUCAGGGGGUUGCAACCCAAACUAAAAUCGAACAUGUGUUCAGAGACCGCAAGAGAAACCACAAGAGAAAUCUGAUCAAAUAUCAGGGGAAAAAACUAAAAAAGGUCCGGGACAUCAGGUGUGAAAGUGAUAAUGAAGAUGUUGAAGGUGAUGAUGACGAAGAUGUUCAGAAUGUGGUGAAGCCCAUGAAGGGGCCCAUGAAGAAACUGAAGGUGAUGAAGUCCAAGCCACCUUCUGAACAAAUUGCCAUGGAACCAGGGAAGAAAAGCAAGCCAUCUACUGGAGGUGACAGGACCGUCCUUGGUGUUUCUUCUGACAGUGAGGACGAAGAAGAUGACUCCACACGCAGUGACAGUGAUGUUGAUGGAGACAGUAUUGGGAAUCAACCUGGAAGGCCCAAUCAGAAUAGGAAACCGGGAACUAGUCAGUUUAGGAAAAAGGAAACCCAUGUGUACAGAUCGUUAAUAUCUGUCAAAGGACAGCCGUUUGUGAAGCCCAUGAAACGUUGUGUUUCUUCUGACAGUGAGGAUGAAGACGAUGACUCCACGCCCAGUGACAGUGAUGUUGAUGGAGACAGUAUUGGGAAUCAAACUGGAAGGCCCAAUCAGAAACUGGAAACUAGUGAGUUCAAGAAAAAGGAAACCCAUGUGUACAGAUCGUUAAUAGCUAUCAAAGGACAGUCGUUUGUGAAGCCCACGAAACCUCCACCUUAUGAAUACUGUCUCAACAUGUUUGGACAUAAAUUCUUGGACAAAUGUAAACUAAUGAACGGAAGAUAUUAUUGUGAUGAGUGCCCCAGUCUCUAUUCCAGCCCCUACCUUCUGUUAAAUCACAAACUUUAUCAUGCUAAACACAAAUAUUUGAAUAGGAGACGUGCAGCACAAGAAAGCACAACAGGCAAGAAGGAAGAAGCACAAGUGGGCACAACACAAGAAGGAUAAGGCACAAGUAGGCGCAACGAACAAGAAGGAUGAAGCACAAUUCGACACAACAGACAAGGAAGAAGAGGCACAAGUAGAAGAAGAUGGUAUGUGCUUUGAGUGCAACAUGUGUCAGGUCACGUUUAAUAGCUCAGAUGGACUUGCAGAUCACAUUGAAGCCCAUGCAGCUGACACACAACCUGGAACAAGUCGUACCUUCUCAGACAGUACAUGUGCUGAUGUCUGCAAGGCUUCGACAUCUGCCUGCAGCACAGAAAUAACUGAUAAUGAAAGUGUUGUGAAAGUCAAGGAGGAACCAAUCACAGACUACGAGGAUGAGGGAAACACUCAUGGACCACAACCUGAACCAUCUGGACUUGACCCAAGUGUUACAAUUAAACAGGAAGCAGAGCCUUCCGUCUUCCUCAGCAUUCUACAGAAGACAGAAUACAGACUGAUGACAUGGAUGUGCAAUUGGCGGCUACGCUGUUUCUCAAGAGAAUAAUUUUUAGUCCAGUUGUUAGGGUUAAAAGAAUUGAGAUGGAACCAAAUGAAGUUUAUAUUGUGAAAUAAGAAAUCGUAGGUUGUUAAUCCAGUCUGUUAAAUAAAUGAAAUAUACAAGCCUUGAGACAUACAAGGGACUAUCAACAAGUUUUGAGCCUAAAAUACUUCUGAUAUAUAAACAUAAUAUUGACAUGCACAUGUCUCUAGUUUCAGCGUCGUCAUAUGAGCAAAAUAUUCUCAAGCACGACGUAAAACCCAAUUUCACCUCACCUCACCUCUAGUUUCAGGUCAUAGGGCUGCUCAACGAAGCACAUUAAAGAGCGAUUGACAGCAGCUCGAGUCCCCCUCAUACCCCUGGUGACCCUAAUUGCUCCUCAAUGUGUUUCGCCAGGUGGCCCUCAAAGACCAAAAAUAUUUUGACUGCUCUGAACUCAAACUUAUCCAUUUCAGCCGUUUCAAUAGGGGUACAUGUGAUUUGGUGUCACAUGACCGGAAACUAUUACAUUUAUGUAAAUGAUAUAAACCAUUCUUUAAUAUCAUACAGUUAUUUAUAUCAUGCACAUAUCAGAAGCAUUUUAGGCUCAAAACGUACUGAUAGCCCCUCGUAGCUCCAGCCAAUUCUUUAGAUUCCAGACAUACUUUCCAAAUCCAUCAACAGGCCAUGCUCAUUGAAUUACCAGAUUUACAUCUCAAGCCAUCUUCUAGAAUAUAUGUUCAUCCCUUCAGCAGAGCUCCACUGCAUGUAUUUGAUUGAGGCACAGGAGUAUUGUCCAGGCAUCAUACAUGAGAAACAGUUUACGUACUGGUGUAAGAUCUUUUAAACAUUUGUCUUUUGAACUUAGUACCAGUCUCUUUAGUCUUAAACCAAUGGUGAAACAGGUCCAAGAUGAUGAUCAAAUCUGGCUGAAGUCUUUUUCUUUGGGCUAUGGUGUCAGUCCAUCAAGUCAAGGCACAUUAAGUGCAAGCUUCAAUGAAGGCCAUUUUUUGACAGUGCAUCAGUUUUGAUCUUAAUGUUACAAAAGUACCUUGCUAUGUACAUAUGUUGUGAUCAGUUAGAUAAGAAUUGGUUUACAAAUAUAUAAGAGAUGUGUAUGGUAAGUGAGGUUUUAUGUUGGAUGGAAAUAAUAAGUAAUUUGCUGUUCAUGUAUCAGAACUUCUGGUUGAAAGGCAAGUUACCAGUUGCUUCUGGUGUGUCAUGUAUAACUGUUCUCAAUGUUUCAUAAAUGCAUUUCUGAAGUUGUGGUUUAGUUUAUCCCAAAACAAAAAAACCAGCAAAACAACUAAUAUGUGUAUCACGUUGUUCCAUUCCCAAGCCAUUUGAUCAGUGAAAUGUUAUGAUAUUAAACAUGUUUGUUUGUUGUUUAA